UGAAGGCAAAAAGCUCAUAAAACACGUACUCACUUCCAGUCUACAGAAUAGUCACGCCUAAGACCUGCUCUUUCUUCCUCUCUCUCGCGCGUCAUCCCUUAAAGCAGCAAACGAGCCUGGUCUCGUUUGUCUGCUUACAGUUCUUUCAAAGCUCCUCCAAGUUCCAGAGCCUUGGGACUGCCAGCACCGCUUCAUUUUCUUUCCUCGUUCGAACAGGCAUGGGAAAGAAGCUUGAUGCUCUGCUUGGUAGAACCUUCAAGACCUCCAAACUAAAUUCCCAUGUCAAUCUUGCUCUCUCUCGCCUCGCCGUCUUUAGGAAAAAGCGCCAAGUCCAGUGCUCCAAUGCCCGCUCUGACGUCGUUCAGCUCCUUGAGCUUGGUCACCAUGAACGUGCUCUCCUUCGUGUUGAGCAUGUUAUCAAGGAACAGAAUAUGUUGGAUGUGUUUGUCAUGAUAGAGAGUUACUGCAAUCUUUUGAUUGAGAGGAUCAAUCUCAUUGAACAAGAAAGAGUGUGCCCCGAUGAACUGAAGGAGGCAAUAUCGAGCUUGAUCUAUGCGGCUUCAAGAUGCGGCGAAUUCCCAGAGCUUCAAGAGAUUCGUGCUGUUUUGACAACUCGUUAUGGCAAAGAGUUUGCUUCUCAGGCUGUAGAAUUACGCAACAACUGUGGAGUAAAUCACAAGAUGAUACUCAAACUGUCAACAAGGCAACCGAGCUUGGAGAAUAGAAUGAAAGUUCUCAAAGAAAUCGCAUCAGAGAACAACAUCGUCCUGCAACUUGAGGAAGCUGCUUCUAUUUCGACUGGGGAAAAUUUGGAUGUGAACAAGAAUAAAAACCAGCCCGAUCCAAACUCACCUGUCAAUUCAGGUAGCACCAAGCUUGGGGAUAAUUCGCAAAUUCCGUCUGAAGUGGUAGAAAAAAAUGAUGGGUUCUCUGAUUCAAUGAAGACAAGAAAAAAAUACAGGGAUGUAGCUGACGCAGCUCAAGCAGCUUUCGAGUCUGCAGCUUAUGCAGCAGCAGCUGCAAGAGCAGCUGUGGAACUCUCUCGGUCUGAACCCCAUAAUCCAGAUGAUCACGAUAGUCCCAGUACUGGACGAGGCAAUGAAAAUCAAGCUGAAGAAAUGAGAAGGAAGAAUGCAGCAGAAUUUAAGAGGUCGAUGUCUACUGCGACUUCAGAUUCAGGAGAAGACAUUGUGAUGAUGACCAGAGUAUCCUCAUAUGAAACUGUUCCGGCCGAUCCUUUCGAAAAGGAACUGCAAUUUGAUGAGAGUGAUAUUGAGACUGAGCAUGAACAAAACCACAUACAAUCUCACAGCCAAAUUCCUUCAGGGUUUCAAACUGGAUUGAAGCUGAAAUCAGUCAUUGGACCCCCAGUCGGACAUGCUGCAGAAGGAUCUGGUAGGAAGAAUGCACGUGGUUUAAACAUAGAGAAGAGGCCAAUAUCGAUGAGGACUAGACAAGUGCGGGGAUACUAAGGAACUUGUCUUACUAUUUUAUGCAUAUCUGUUUGUAAGUUUUGUGAGGUGUGGUACUAAUCUUCUAAGCAGAUUCUAUAUGAACUUUAAUUAGUUUUCUUGAAUUUAUUUUCCAUAAUUGUAAA
Messenger RNA from Juglans regia (Persian walnut), 1597 nucleotides. RefSeq lists its product as uncharacterized. The record is from RefSeq and is a predicted model, not a curated record. NCBI's taxonomy places the organism in Eukaryota, Viridiplantae, Streptophyta, Magnoliopsida, Fagales, Juglandaceae. Gene Ontology annotation, biological process: protein transport. The transcript is spliced from 5 exons. Bases 219 to 1472 code for a protein of 417 amino acids.